AUGCAUGUUCUUGACUCACAGUUCCGAAAUGCAUCAACCAAGAGAAUGGAAAUGGUGGUGAUGAAGUGCAAGAUGUGGUGUCUAGAUUUGGAGCACAACGAAGUGGCCCAGGUGUAUGCAUCGCAAAUCAAAGAUCGAGUUGUUCGAUUUGGCAUGGAACAUCCUGGAUCCCAGGUAUCCUUCCAGUCUUACUUCGACUUUGUGGGACAUCAUCAGCUGCUGAACCCAUUCAUUUCCAAAGACAAGCAGAGCAUCUUGUUGAUGUGGACUUGGUCGAUUCCAGUAGAGCUGAAGCAAAAGGCUGAAGACUUCGUCGUCGACUUGCGUGAAUUUAUCUUUUCCAUUGAUGAGUUUGCUGGAGAAGGUGCAAUGGAAGUGAAGCUCACAGGAAACAUCAUUCUGGAUCAUGAGAUGAAGGUCUCAAUCUUCGACUUCACCGUGCAUGAAGUGAAAACCGUCUGGCUUCCGAUUCUCAUUUUGGGAUAUGUACUGAGGAGCCCAAGGUUACUGCUAUUGGCUUUGACUCCGAUGUUGUUCGAAAUUUUGGUGGGAUUUGGCUUUCUAUAUUUUGUUUCCUUGACCGGCUUAAACAUUAGCUACUACGCGCUCAUGAUCAUGUUGAUGCUGAUCAUGGCCCUAUCCUGGGACUAUGCCCUUUUUAUGCUUACUCGCUACAAAGCAGAGCGCGAAGCUGGGGCAACAGUCGAGCAAGCGAUCGUUGAAAUGGUGGCCAAAAGCGGUAGCAUUGUUGUCGUCUCAGGCGUUGUGCUCUCUAUCUGCUGGUCUGUGAUGCUUGGCCUCCCAGACAUGUUCAAGACCUUUGGGAUAGCAGCAGCCUCUGCCAUCAUGGUUUGCGUUUUCGCUCAGCUGACGUUUGUGGCGCCGGUGUUGGCGAUCUUCCCAUGGCUGGGGCCGGAGGCUGGGGAUCCCAUGGAGGUAGAGCCGCUGAGCCCCACAGGGGAGGCAAUGAGGAAAGUGGAGCAGUUCCGACACGGGAUUUACUAUCAGAUUGGGAACAUCUUGACGGCGUUUCCUUUCAAUGCCAUUGCCUUCAGCACCAUCUAUUUGCUCAUGUUGCCAUUGACUGCAAGAUUCCUGCAAAACUUUGAUGUGGCAAACUUUCAGUUUACGGAAAUGGGGCACAGCUUCGAGAUGACAAUGCCGCGAGGAUCCAGAGCCUUCAAUACCUCUCUGGAAAUCGUUCAGGACUUUGACUUUGACUUGACCCUUAUGCCUGUUCUAAUUUUUGCAACCAACGCGGUGGAUGACUACUCCCAGAGUGCGGGUACAGUUUCUGCGCCGCUGGUGAAUGAAAAUUUGUUUCGAUUGAACUGCGAGAUGAUUCGCGGGCUGAUUUUCGAGACGGAGGGAAGUCCCUACGAACUUGGAGCCAAGAGUUUCCAGUCACCUAGUGUGCCAAUUGACAAGAGCUACAUUCAUUCCGAGUUAGCCUUUGCCAAAAAAGUUUUUAAAGAAGUGUUCGGACAGCUGGUUUGCCCGAGUUUGCAAGAGAUGAACUUGAUUCGCAAGAGCUUCUUUGCCCGGAAUGUUUUCUUGACCCAGACUUCUGAGCAUUUGGAUCUCAUGUGGCAGGAGAUGGUCCGCAAGAACGCCAUGCUGACCGUGGUGAAUCCUGCCAUCGACCCCUUGGGACCGCAGGCCUUUGAGUUGGAAAAGCGGAUCCAGGAUGUGCUGCGGGAGAUGGAAAGCCGUGGCCAGACCACCAUCCCUCGCUUGAGGUACCUUACUUUCUCCCCAGCAACGGUAGUCACAGAUCUUAUCUCUGUGACUUCUUCAGCUUUACCUACAUGUUUUCUGAUUUGUGUUUUAAUUUGUUUUUCUUUGAUCGCUUUAUGGUUCAAUGCCAUGCUCGUUCCCUUCAAGCUCUUUAUCACAGUGGUCGUUCCGGUGACAUGGACUUACGGAGCUGCCUUCUAUGUCUAUGAGGAUGGCGCCCUAAGCUGGUUAGGAAUUCCAGGCCUUUCGCCUACAAAGAGCGAUGGCUUGGAUUGGACGGUUCCUGUCUUCAGUUUGACGUUUUUGAUUGGUCUGGCGCUGGACUAUGACUUCUUUCUGUUUGAGCGAGUCUUCGAGUUCAGACUGGAGGGCUUUGGAGACCGAGAAGCAAUACAGUUGGGUCUUUCUGCAACGGGUGGCACCAUCUCUGCAGCUGGACUUAUCCUUGGCCUCACCUUCUUGGCCUUGGUGCUGACCUCUGAGCUCCCCAUGAUGAAUCAGCAGGGCUUCGUCUUCGUCUUUAGCAUCAUAGUGGACACCUUUUUGGUGCGUACCUUGGUGGUGCCUGCAAUGCUCUCGAUGUCCCCAUGGCUGAACUAUUGGCCAAGGGAAAUGCCAGAGCCGCUGUAUGAGUGGUUAGAGGAGGAAACCGGUUUGCGGUCAAAGUUGCGCUUGUCCAGCCGCCGGAUGCGGAGAGUGGUCGAAGAACGUGCGGAAGACGAGCGGAAGGCGCUCCGCUUGGUGGAGGCAGCUGUGUCAACUCCAAGUGAGCGUGAGGCCAGCCGAACUUGGAGCAGCAGAAGGGAGGGAGCGGAUUUGCCGCCACUACGUCGUGGUCAACGGCCAAAACCCGCUCUCGAACCUUUACAGGAUAGGUUCGCUCGUCUUGUACAGGACCUGGGACCUCCUACUGGCAGUGCACCCUCGAGGCCGCACCUAGACCACAAGGAGCCUGGGCAUCGACAUGGCUUGGCUCCAACACCACCGCGUGAGCCACGAUCCGCCAAAAUUCGAGAUCCACCGCCACCUCAUGCAGAGGAAAGGCCUCCAUUGCCGCGGAAAGUCAAAGGUAUGCCAAGACCGCCACCGUCCCAGCGUGAAGCCGAAUUCUUCCGCCCUGGUAGCAACGGUGUGCGGUCCUCUCGCUCCCUACCUGUGAGUCGUUCAAGGAGUAGGUCCUUGCGAAGACCUUUGUCAGUGCCACAUCGGGUCGUCUCAACAAGAGGAGAACCACGACCAAGUAGCCUUCGUCGUCACCACGACGCCAACGAGCUGGGAAGAAGCGAUCGCAAUGACCGCGGAGACCGCACCGACCGGCGCCGUGAAGAGCCGGGCGACCGCCACGACGGCCGCGAUGGCCGUGACGGCCGUGACGGCUACGUGGAGCGCAGCCGUCGGUAUGCCAACGACCGCAUGGAUCGCGUUGACCUUGACCGAUUUUCCCCAACGGAGCGGGUGGAACGUGUGGAGCGGCUGGAGCGCUUGGAGCGCAGCGAGCGCGGUGAGCGUUAUGAGAACAGCCGAGUCAAGGAGGGGAGCUUCGUGGAGCGUAGCCGUCAACGGACCUACGACGAGAGGUAUAACGAACGCGGCUUUGCUGAACACAGCCGACUUGAACGCAGUGCCAAUGAGCGCGGCGAGCGCAGCGAGCGUGGCGAGCGCAGCGAGCGCAGCGAGCGCAGUGAGAAAUGGCCCAACACCGGGGGUGAGAUGAAGGUCCUACUCCCCAACGCGCUGGCUGAAGAUCUUGAUCGCGGCGGUGUGCUGACUGAGAUUGCCAGCCAGACCAAGGCCACGGUGGAUCUCCACGAUGCAGUGGGCGGGCUGCACCAAAUUUGCGAAGGACAUCGUCUCUUGACUCUUCGCGGGCAAAAAGGCAGUGAACUGCAAGCGGCCAUUCAGGCCUUGCUCGCCAAGGCCGAGACAAUGAACCGACGGGGUUCAGGCUCUGAUGUUCAACUGAAGGUUCUGCUCCCAAGGUUCCUGGCCUCAGUUGUCAUCGGCAAGCGUGGCUCCAACGUCAAGGAACUACAGAGGGAAACUGGCACCCGAGUUCAGGUGGAGGGUGGUGCGAUGGGGCAAGAUCGUGUGACGACGGUAAGUGGAUCGUCCACCUGCAUUUGCAAUGCGCUGGGGAGGAUUCAUCGCUUCGGCACCGAGGAGGAAGAAGACGCUGAUGUGCCAGAAACAGAUGUCAGAGACCAAGAGAACGGGAGGCCUCCGCGGACGCCCCGCUCGCGGACGCCACCCCCGCCGCCUUGGGAGCUGAAGGAGCACCCAGAGGCAGCAGGUGAGUACUACUACUUGAACACAGAAACCGGUGAAACCACUUGGGACAGGCCUGAUGAGCGAGCUCAGGAUUCAAAGCCACUACGGCCGCCGCGGCCGCCUCCACCCUGGAUUCUUCAAGAACACCCCGAAGUGGGCACCUCAGCUAAGCGAACUCGUCAGAACUCGUGGGAACUCGGUGGAAGCUGUGAAUCCAUGAGACGCUGUGUUGGUUUCGUUUGGAUCGUAUAUUGCAGCGCACCACAAUGCUUCGUUUGGAAGCCUUUGACGCUGCAGAAUUCGAAAUGCUCUGACGAAGUCAGGCACUUCAUGGCUGUUGGCUCUAUACCACCUCCUUGGGCCGAGGUGGCUCUGUCGAUUUAUGAGCUCCAUGGAACUUCUGCCCUGAACCUACUCACACGAGCUGCCGACAUGGGAGGUGCGUAUCAUGUCGGCGUUGAGGUCUAUUUUCUGGAAUGGUCAUUUGGCUGGUGUGAAGAGGGCAGUGGAGUUUACAUGGUUUUUCCCGGGCAGAGCACUUUAGGCACAUUUCGCGAACGCGUUCCAUUGGGCCGUACUCCGCUCACGCCCCAGGAGGUCUUCAGGAUUCUUGACAUGAUGAGGCAAGAAUUGCCGGGAUCCAAAUACGACUUGUUGCGUUGUAACUGUGCUCACUUUAGCGUCUCCUUCGUGAAGAGGUUGCGCGUGAGUGAGGCGCCAGCCUGGGUGAAUUCGCUGGCGAAUGUGGGAGAACAUUUGGUAGCGCAACUGGGCAUGGCAGGUGCCCAAGCCGCUGCAAAUGCCGCCACUCCAGCAGAGAGGGACCGAGUCGCUCCUAGCUAUGUGCGGUUUGGUGACGAGGAGGAGCUGGAGGACAUGGCAACAGAUGGCGACGAGUUGGCUCUCAGGGAAUUGGCAUGGCGCAAUGCCCAGACCUACACCCUGGAGAAAGCAGCUGAAGCUGAACGAGAUGCCCGUUGCCUCGACUUGGCUAUGGAGCUCAAAUGGAACUCUGCUGAUCAAGACAUGGGAACCAAGAUCUUGACAGUGCUGGAUGACUUGAGGCUUUGGCAAGCGCUGGCGGAGGCACGUGUUGUGAUAUGUUGUGAUUGGUUUCAGAACUUGCGGCUGCAGGCUUGUGCAGCUGGAUUUGGCUUGCCAUACCCCCAUACUCAGAACCGGCGCGAGGCAGGAUGGUCCUUGCUUAGCGAAGAAGAAUCUGAGGAAGAGAUGGAGGACGAUGGCACAUGUGGGAACCUUGAAGUCCACAAGCUCCUCCGGGGUUCCAGCAAUCGGCUGCUGAUGCUGCGGCUCCGCCUGCGGGGUCGAGCCUUGGGAUCCAAGGGAGAGGCGCCAUCCUGGCGUGGUGCCAACUUUCGGGAAGCCCUGCGGCAAGCGGUGGCACCCAAACGAGGACUUUCAGUGAGAUGGCCUGCGGGCGUGCCACAAGCCAUCGCUAACCUGGAGGUGGUCACAGCGCCUGAUCAAGCUCUCUUUGGCUCUCGCGUAGAGACCAGUUGCGGCCCCUACUCUUCGAAGGUCCUUCAUUCGCAGCCCAAGAAGACAGCUGCAACUUCCUCAUAUCCCGCCAGGAAGGAGACGCGUGAAGUGGCACCAAUACUUCGAGUCGGACAAGAACUGCAACAGUGGCAGAAUCAGCAGAUGCAGCUCUGGCAGUCUCAGCAGCAGCAGCUGCCCCAGUGGAAAUGGCAAGUGCAGCAGUUGCAAGUGCGAGAACCACGUCCUCAAUCUGCCGAGCGAGGUUUGCGACCUCGUGAUUUGCGGCAACUGGAUGGUGGCGUGCCAUCAGACAAGGUGGAGCAGUCUCUUCUCAAGCUCCAGAAGAUCCAGCAGCUUGAUCGGCUGAGACGGCAGCGGUGACAACGGUAACAACGGUGACAACGGUGACAACCGACACACAACAGGCCAGAGGUCUGAAGUCGUAGCAUCUUGUGCUUAGCACAAUUUUCUCGUAGAAUGUCUAGUCAGAGUCUAGUGGCUUACGAUGUCCAAGACAAUCGUUGAGCUUCAGCACGGAGGAUUUCAAAAGACGGCAGCUGCCGGAAAA
Molecule: messenger RNA, 6073 nt
Organism: Cladocopium goreaui
Lineage: Eukaryota; Dinophyceae; Suessiales; Symbiodiniaceae
Source: the annotation of a GenBank genome assembly